GACAAAGUGCAGAGAAGACAAACAAACAAACAAACAAACAGAUGACUUGCCUGAACAAGAGGCAGAAGACUAACUGCGGAGGAAGCGAGAGGCCAAAGAUUAACACUUUUUAAAACAGAGAGAGAGAGGGGGCUAGCGGGUGAAGUUAGCAGGAGGGGAGAGGUAUGAGGGGACAGCUCUUGAAGAAGAAGUCAAUCAUCUCUUUGGUGAUCACUUUCUGCUCUGUGGGGAGUCUGCUGACCACUCUCAUGUUCAACGACAAUAAUGUGGAACCUAACAGACCGCCUCCUCCCACGAAAAGCCCCCCCUGGCCCGCUGACCUCUGUAAAGGCUGCAAGGAGGUCUUCAAAAAAGUAAAAGAGCGUUACUCUAAGACCUGGAAGAAGCAGGAGGACAAUUACCAAAAAUACAGAUUUCAGCUGAGCAGCGAGUGCCAUGGUUCUGACAAGGCCAUCAUUACCCAGGCCAACACUCCAGUGGGAUCCAAGCUCGUGUACGACGGAGAAAAGAAGAAGACCCUCCAGGUGAACCCGGAGAUUUUCAGCACCUUUAUAAAGGAGCAUCCGUUCCCAAAUAAAACAUGGGACACGUGUGCUGUUGUUGGGAACGGAGGGAUCCUGACCAACAGCAGCUGUGGAAAGAUGAUUGAUUCAGCUCAGUUUGUUAUCAGGUGCAACCUACCUCCCUUGGAAAAUGGCUACGAGAAACACGUGGGCAUCAAGACUGACCUUGUGACAGCAAACCCAAGUAUCCUCAUAGAGAAGUUUGGGUCUCUGAUGGGGCGUCGCCGUCCCUUUGUGGAGAGUCUGCGCACCUACGGCAACUCCCUGCUGCUCCUUCCCGCCUUCUCCUACGGCCACAACACUCCUAUAUGCAUGCGGGCCGUCUACAGCAUUGAGGACUUUGAAAGCCCCGUCCGGCCCAUCUUCUUUAACCCUGACUACCUCCAGAAUCUGGCGCUCUUCUGGCGCUCCCAAGGCCUAAAAGGAGAACGACUCAGCACCGGCAUAAUGAUGGUUAGCCUGGCUCUGGAACACUGUGCCAAUGUGCAUCUGUACGGGUUCUGGCCCUUCAGUAAUCACCCACAAGGACUCCAUGCUCUGACUAACCACUACUACGAUAACAGACAAGCUAAAGCAAAGGUCCACGCCAUGCCGGCUGAGUUUGACCUCUUGUUGCGACUGCACAGUCGGGGGCUCAGGCUUCACCUGGGAGAUUGUCAAGCUGGUGGAAAGUAGCUCUCAAAGCCAGGGACAGCUGACAGGACAGGAGCAAGGUGCCUUGUUUGUAGCCCAGUCUUUCAAAUACUUUUGAAUGAAUUGACAGAUCUCUUUUGGCUGAUGACACGGAUUAAGUGUGUCCGAGCAGAAUGGAUUUACAGUAAAUGCUGAGUUGGCUCAUCAGCAGCCAAGACAUUUGUACUGAAUUGAAGAUGCAACAAUCACAAGACUGUAAACAUUAUAGUUUUAUAGUGUAUCUAAAACUGUAUU
This is a messenger RNA of Sebastes umbrosus (honeycomb rockfish), 1490 nucleotides long. Its product is annotated as alpha-2,8-sialyltransferase 8E-like. Gene Ontology annotation, biological process: oligosaccharide metabolic process; N-glycan processing. NCBI's taxonomy places the organism in Eukaryota, Metazoa, Chordata, Actinopteri, Perciformes, Sebastidae. Gene Ontology annotation, molecular function: alpha-N-acetylneuraminate alpha-2,8-sialyltransferase activity. The record is from RefSeq and is a predicted model, not a curated record.